Molecule: messenger RNA, 2000 nt
Organism: Phyllostomus hastatus (greater spear-nosed bat)
Lineage: Eukaryota; Metazoa; Chordata; Mammalia; Chiroptera; Phyllostomidae
Gene: TTC29
Product: tetratricopeptide repeat domain 29
Exons: 13
Coding region: 159-1577 (472 amino acids)
Molecular function (GO): protein binding
Source: RefSeq, a predicted model, not a curated record
GGGAAGUGGGGAGCGCGUCCCUCGCCCAGCACCUGACACCCGUGGGGGCCAUACUUCGGAGGAAAGAAAAACCAGUUGUUCCCCAGGGCCAGUCCACUGAGACUGAAUUGAAGUCUGUAGCUUGGAAAGACAUUCAGCAGUAACCUCCAAAUUACAAAAUGACUACCCUGCCCCCACUGCCUGUGCCACGCCCAAAGCUUACAUCUCUAGCCAGACAGAAGCUGCCAUGCUCUCCCACCUCAAUUCCAAGGUCUCAAUUGAUCAAAGAAAAAGAGGACAUAGAUCAUUACCUGGAGGUGAAUUUCAAAGGGUUGUCAAAAGAGGAGGUUGCUGCCUACCAGAACUCGUACACGAAGAACAUCUGUGUGGACAUGCUGCGGGACGGCUAUCACAAGUCCUUCACCGAGCUCUUCGCCCUGAUGGAGAAGUGGGAGGCCCUCAGGGAGAGGGCCAGGAGCAGGUCCCUCCUCUGGUCACAGAGACCCCUGGAGGAGCAGCCCGAUAAGCUGGAUCACUUCUACUACUACCUGACCAGGGCUGAGGUGGCUGAGAGGAAAGGAUACUUUGAAGAUGUCUAUAAUAACCUGUACGCUCUGGCCUGUUACUUCAAUAAUUCUGAAGACAAGUGGGUAAGGAACCACUUCUACGAGCGAUGUUUUCAGAUCGCCCAACUGAUCAAAAUCGACGGCGGGAGGAAAGAAGCCGAGGCGCACGGGCACAUGGGACUCCUCUUCGAGGAAGACGGUCAGCUCCUGGAAGCUGCCGAGCAUUAUGAAGCAUUCCAUCAAUUGACGCAAGGGCGGAUAUGGAAGGAUGAGACAGGCCACUUUCUCAACUUGUUGGCCUGCGAGAGUCUCCUGAGGACUUACAGAUUACUCUCAGACAGAAUGCUGGAAAAUAAAGAUUACAAGCAGGCCAUCAGAAUUCUAAUAAAAGCUUCUGAAAUAGCCAAAGAAGGAAAUGACAAAAAGAUGGAAGGCGAAGCUUCCUAUUACUUGGGCUUGGCACACUUGGCUGCUGGAGAGUACGAAACAGCAUUGACAGUCCUCGGCACUUACAGCAAAGUCUCCACAGAGCUGGAGGAUGACCUCAACCUGGCGAGAGCCUACGAAGCCAUAGCCAAGGUCCUGCAGAGCCAAAAAAACACAACGGAAGCAAUUAAAUACUUGAAAGAGGUUGUGAACAUCGCAAGGAACAAUUUUCGGAGCCUCGAUGUUGUGAAAGCCAGCACAAUGCUUGGGGACAUCUACAACGAAAAGGGAUACUACAGUAAAGCCUCUGAGUACUUUCAGCAAGCUUUUGACACAGCAGCAGAGCUCGCCAGCACCCCUCUCAUGGAUGAGACGAAGGUGCAUUACGGAAUAGCCAAAGCUCAUCAGAUGAUGCUGACAGUGAACAGCUACGUAGCGUCUGCAGACCUCCCCGGCCUUGACCACCUGCUGUCGUGGAAGGAGGGCAGAAGCGACAUCACUCCUGAUCCUGUUGUGGAAGAGUCUAGAAGAGCCACAUUGGAAAGUUUAUAUCAAACCUCAGAGCAUUUAGAAGAAGAACUCGAUAAUCAAAAAAAUGAGACUUAAGCCAGCUUUUGACUUAGCAACAAAGCAAGAAGAAAUUUAUUGUGUCACCCAAGUCUUCAGUUAUCUGUAUAGGAGUAUGUUACAAAUAAUACAGCUAGAGUUAUAAUAAAACUAUGACUGUGUUUUCAUUGGAUUUUGUAUUGCAGUACACUACUACACAUUUUGUCUAAAACAUCUAACUCCAUGAAAAUAAAAUAUGUCCCAACUGCUUUAAUAUUAACACUUAUCCAUAAAAUAAACUAUAUUUUUUUCCUUUUAACCACUAUUCCACAAGAAUAAUGAGGCACGAGUGUCUUUUUAAAUUUAAUCUUAAGUUCCUUUAAAAAUGUUUGGAGCCCUGACUGGUGUGGCUCAGUUGGCUCGACCUCACCCCACAAAGCGAAGGGUUACAGGUUUGAUUCUUGGUCAAGGUACACGCCUGGG